GCCCCUGAUUUGGAAUGUUCUUGCACUGAUAGCAGCUGCUCUGCUUACUCCCUUUUUCCUGAUGCUGGGAUGGGCUUUGUAUUAUCAUUUCUCCACAACCAAAGUCCCUGCUGGAAUGAGUGAAUCUCUAAAGGUCCGAUUUCUGCACAUUGCACUUGUCAUGGUGUUUGGCUUGGAUUACAUUUGCUGGAAAAUGGGUCUUUGCCACAGGCUUGCCAUAGUGAGGCUUGCCGUGGAUGGAAUUCCUCCAUUAGAUGAUCCAAGGGUCUCCAUAAAAAAUGAUUUCUUUGAGGGUGUACCUGUAAGGAUCUAUCAGCCUAAGAGGCCAUCAACUGGGUUGCAGAGAGGAAUUCUGUUCUUCCAUGGAGGAUGUGGACUGUUUGGGAGCAUUGUUGCGUAUGAGAGAUUGUGUCGCUAUAUCGCCAGGGAAAGUGACUCAGUGCUUCUAUCUGUUGGGUAUCAUCUUGCUCCAGAGAACCCUUAUCCAUCACAGCACAAUGAAUGUCUGGAUGUCGCUGUUAACUUUAUGAAGAAUUCUGAAAAGUACGGGGUGGACCCUGCCCGUAUCAUACUUUAUGGGGACAGUUUUGGAAGCACACUGACUGCUUACAUCUGCCAAGAGCUGAAAAGCAGAACCGAUCUGCCCAAGGUCCGUGCUCAGAUUCUGCUCUACCCUCUUCUCCAAGGAGUGGACUGUAAUUUACCUUCUUAUCAGCAGAACUGCUUCUUUCCCAUUCUAACCCGCGUUCAGGUCAUUAAAUUCGUCACACUCUAUUUUGAAACACCCACAUCAGUGAUUGACAUUGCCAUUUCAGGAAAUCUGUUCCCUGAAAGCAUUCAAAUGAAAUACAGGGAACAGCUACGUUCAGAUCUUAUCCCUCCAGAAUUUCAAACCAGAAACUAUCCGGCUGUGCCAACUUCCCCCAAAUAUAACAUAUUUAGCCUGCUGAGGGAACUGCAGAACAGAAAACUUUCCCCGCUCUUGGCUGAAGAGUCCUUUUUCAAAGGUCUUCCAGAGGCUUUCAUCCUAACUUGUGAAUAUGAUGUGCUGAGGGACGAUGGUCUGCUGUAUAAGAAAAGGCUGGAAGACAAUGGCGUCUUGGUGACAUGGUACCAUGUUGAGGAGGGAUUUCAUGCCAGUCCAGCCAUGCUGCAUCACUGGCUUAUCACUUUCUCCCAUUGCAAAAGAGCAAUGGAUUCUGUAGUUAAUUAUAUCAAAGGGCUGUAAAUUCUAACACGGUCUUAGGUCUCCCCCAACUGGAUGUAGGACUGUACAGAGAAUUGCUCAGUUGUACUACAA
Messenger RNA from Heteronotia binoei (common prickly gecko), 1300 nucleotides. RefSeq names its product arylacetamide deacetylase-like 4. Gene Ontology annotation, molecular function: carboxylic ester hydrolase activity. The transcript has 4 exons. The coding region runs from base 62 to 1228 and encodes 388 amino acids. Gene Ontology annotation, cellular component: membrane. NCBI's taxonomy places the organism in Eukaryota, Metazoa, Chordata, Lepidosauria, Squamata, Gekkonidae. The record is from RefSeq and is a predicted model, not a curated record.